AAUAUUUAUAUUUAUAAACAAAAAUAACUAAAACAACCAUCGUAUAAAAUUUUCUGUUCUUUUAAUUUCAAAAUACAAUUUCAUAGUAAUUAACACUAUAACUAGAAUAAACAAAUUAAAAUUUCUUAUAUUAAACUACGCUGAGAAAUAACAUAAAAUCCGUUUGAUAGUACAUGUGUUUUUAAUGGUUUUAUAUUUGAUUAAAAUUGAACUGAAUAAAAUUAACAAGGCUUCCAUAUUUUUAUAUUUAUAAUAUGGAUGACAAUUUACAAAACACUUCUGAUAUAAAUAUUAUUUAAGUAUAUGAGAGCUUCAGUUGUAGGUUACGUUUAACCAACAAUGCAAGCUAGAACGGAGUAAAAAAUAUGACGUCGCAACGACACACACAUAUAGCUCUUUUAAUACGUGUACACCACUACAGGCUCGUGUGUAGCCCUCUACCGACAAAUUCGUCUAAGAAAUAUUUAUUAAAUAUUAACAAGCCUUGUUUGGUGCUAACAAAUAUUUCUUUUAUGUUAAUAAGACUUUGUUAGCAUUAAAAAUAUUUCUUAAUAAUAAAGAAGUUACUUAUUUCAUUAUAAUAAAUAUUGUUAAUAAUUACUAAAUAUUUGUUAAAUCCAAAAAAGUCAGUUGAGAAAAAUUUAAUAAAUCAAUUUAUUACUCCUAAACAAAUCCUUCUAUCAGUGUAACAAAAUUAAAUUUAGGUCGCGCGUGCUACCCCUCGCCUAUGAUUGGCGCCUAUAUAAACCGCCGCAAAUCGGUCCUCAAUGCCCAUUUAUUAUCAAGCUUUUGAUUACGUAUAAUCUCAUUAUUUGAAAAUAUUAAAAUUUAAUUUCUUUGUUCGAGUCCUUAAUAAUUAAAUUCAGAAUUUAUACAAUUUAAAGUGAAUUAUCCUAAAUAAAAAUAAUUUCGAUUUUUAAUUCUUUCAUUCGACAUUACAAAUAAUUUAAUUAAUUAAAUUAUUUCUGUUGAAUAUUAUUACUGUUUUAAAUGUUAUUUUUCAUAUUUAAAUAAAUUUAGUCAUCCUAAAAGUGUAUAUUCAGACAGAUUGUCAACUACCCAGUAUAAGUAAACCCCUUUGCUCAUUUUUACAUCAACAAUUCUCAACAUUCAAGAACCAUAACCAACUAUCAAGCCACCUGACAACAAUUUAUUUCGAAGCGAAUUUCAAUCAACAACAAUUUAAUACGAAUCGAAUCUCAAUCAACAAUCUGGUCUCCAGCUCAGCCAAAUCUUGUAUCCUGACAAUUUAUUAUAUUGAAUAAACCAACCGUAAGUUAAAUUAAUUGUUCAUUUAUCUAGUGAUAAGACACAUCCAUUCAUCUCGUACAUCUCAUUUUCGUAUAUUGACAUACUCGACACUAAAUAGCGAGGUCCCCGCUACCCGAGUAAAUGGCUUAAGUGCUUUGACUCUGUCACGAUAUUUUAAUAUCGCGGCAGUCUCGCAUCAGGUCGGUGAGCAACAGAGGGCAGCACACGCUGCUCACACGUCUCAUCCGACACUGUAUUAUAAUUGUUGUUUGUUCAUUUAUAAGAUUUUAUUUAAUUAUUAUAUUAAUAAUACUUAAUUGAUUUCUUAGGUGUGAAUUGUGUUUAAAUCAGGAGAUUUUACUGAUUAAGUUAAGCAUAUAUUUGGAUUUUGUAGCGCUGGGGAAAAUAGUUGCGCAUUUCAUUUAUGUGCUUAUGAUUGUUUUGAAUUGGUUGGCGCAUGCGCGUCAACGCAACAGUUGGCAUCCGUAGAUUUAUUUAUUAUAAAUAAAUCUACUAGUUUUAUGAAUAAAUCAUUGGUUGAUUUAUCGGUGAAUAUUAUUAAGAAUUAAUUAGGGAAAAUACAAUUGGUCAUUUAGCGUCGGGAACUUGAUAAACUACACGGCCACAGUUAUGUAGUACGUUGGUGGUACUGUAAAGCAAUAACAUGCGACAGUUGUAUAUCUCUAUUGGGUGAAGUGAGAUAUACGACAAAAUGGCGUCGGCCUAGGUGCCGGCGUGAGAUUCACGUGCUGCCAUGGUCAGACGUGGGAUAGUCUCUGUAAGAGUAGCGUGUGUGCUCUGUUACAUUAAAUUAAUUAUACAUUUGUCGCCAAUUGGUAUUUCGUGUAAAUAAUAUACACCCAUUGGCAUUAGUUGAGCAUUUGUUAAAUUGCAUAAAGGAAAAUACAUUUACCGUAUUAGCGUGCAACCAAGGGAGUUGAAUAAUACGUAAACUAAUUCAAGGGGAAUCCAAAUCAAGUUGUAGCGUAUCUUUUAAAAUUGCAGUCUAUCGAAUGUCAAAUGCAACGGACGUGUAAUGGAUACAAGAAUGCUAAAGACGCUAUGUAAAUAACUCUAAACCAUGUAGAUAUUUUACGUUUCAUCGCAUUUUUUAAAAUAAAUUGGGAGUACGAAUUAAUCAAAUAAAAAAUUGUAAAAUAAUCCACAAUUCAAUAACGAAAUAAUUAAACCUAAUAAUUUUAUGAUUUUUGUAAGAAUACUAAGUGAUUCAUCCGAAAUAACAUGAGACAAAUAGUUGUGUAUCACUGGAAAUAUCAUUUGAAAUCAUUUAUAUCAUAUUCGGCAUAAAAAAGAUAAUGCUACAACAUGAACAUGUAGUUGUUUUGAAAAUUAUUAUAUUGUAUCGUAUAAAAUUAAAAGAUAUGAAAAUGGUCGAAAAUAAAAUUGGAGGGAGCAUAGAAAAGUAAUGAUUAGAAUAAAUGAUAUUUCAAGUAGGAAAUAGUUUAGAAUAGAAAGGGUGCCAAAACAUCAUAAUGAUAAAUAACUAUAAUAAAAGUGAAGUUAAUACACGUCUUUGUUUACUCUUGGAUGAUUCGGAGAUGCAAGAAGAUCCAAGAACAGCAUCAUUGAGACGAAUCAGUUAUGGGAUAAUUUUACCAGCUAUCUGUUGUUUAGGGAUUGUCGGAAAUAUAUUCAAUCUUGUUGUACUAACAAGAAAAAAUAUGCGAGGCACUGCGUAUAUUUAUAUGCGAGGAUACUCGGCGGCAGCAUUAUUGGCAAUUCUGUUCUGUAUUCCUUUUGCCUUGCGGGUUCUCAUUCACAAAGAGACAGGAAGAUGGAGUAACUGGCCUCAAGCAUUUUAUCAUGCUCACUUAGAACUUUUUUUAGGAAAUGGAUGCUUAGGUGUUGGAGUCAUGAUGCUGUUAGCUUUAACAAUUGAGCGUUAUGUGAGUGUAUGCCAUCCAGGUCAACACACACGUCCAUUAUGUGGACCUCCAUAUUUUACAGUGAGUUUGAUUCCGCUUGCAACUUUUCUUGUUUAUCUUCCUAGUGUAUUUAAAGGAGAGGUAAUAACUUGUCUAUUAUCAUCGAGUGACUCUGUAAUUUACCAAAAACGUGACAAUUCAUCAUUUAUGCAUUCAAUUUUUUAUCAAAUAUACAAAGUUGUCCUAGAAGUUGUAUUUAAAGUAGCGCCAACAAUACUACUUGCAGGAUUUAAUUUACGGAUAAUGAUUGUGUACAGAAAAUCAUGUGAACGCAGACGAAAAAUGACAUCCCGAAUCAUGAACAGUGGUGAUGAUGAUUCGAGAUCCUUUGCUGAAGAACGUCGGCUUGUCUUACUUCUCAGUAGUACCAGUAUUCUUUUUCUUAUUUGUGUUAGUCCAAUGGUUAUAUUGAAUGUUACUUUGAGCGAGAGCAACUUAACUUUAUAUUCUUAUCAAAUGUUUCGUGCUUUGGCUAACCUACUCGAAGUUACUAAUUACUCAAUUACGUUCUACAUUUAUUGUUUAUUUUCUAAGGAUUUUCGUAAUACGCUUAUUCGAACUAUUAAGUGGCCAUGGUGUAAAACCGCACAAAAUAGACAUAGGUUGCCAAUGAAGAGAUCUCUUAACCCUAGACCGACUAUCACCACAUCACCACCAACUACUACCGUUGCUACUCCUGGACAUGUAUCACGUGCAAGUGUGUAGUUGUUGCACAACGAAUGCCAUUCGGUAAUAAUUGAAGAUAAAUAUUAAUGAACGAAAUAAUAAUCUACAAAUAGAAGAAAAGUAUUAAAAUAGAUUUUUCAACGUUGUGAUUUAAAGAUUUUCAAUUGCCUAGAAUAUGUACCUGGUUUAUUUACAUAUUUAUCAAAUAAAUUUGUUACAGAGAAAGCUUCAGUUUACCAGAACAUUUUGUAA
This is a messenger RNA of Microplitis demolitor, 4115 nucleotides long. RefSeq names its product probable G-protein coupled receptor B0563.6. Gene Ontology annotation, cellular component: membrane. The record is from RefSeq and is a predicted model, not a curated record. Gene Ontology annotation, molecular function: G protein-coupled receptor activity. Lineage: Eukaryota; Metazoa; Arthropoda; Insecta; Hymenoptera; Braconidae. Gene Ontology annotation, biological process: G protein-coupled receptor signaling pathway. Bases 2745 to 3902 code for a protein of 385 amino acids. The transcript has 7 exons.